Molecule: messenger RNA, 1102 nt
Organism: Magnolia sinica
Lineage: Eukaryota; Viridiplantae; Streptophyta; Magnoliopsida; Magnoliales; Magnoliaceae
Product: GTP-binding protein SAR1A-like
Exons: 3
Coding region: 253-834 (193 amino acids)
Biological process (GO): vesicle organization; membrane organization; intracellular protein transport
Cellular component (GO): endoplasmic reticulum exit site; COPII vesicle coat
Molecular function (GO): GTPase activity; GTP binding
Source: RefSeq, a predicted model, not a curated record
GAGAACGCAUUUUUCUCCAUUUUCUUCUCUGCAUCUCUCCUGUCUCUCUCUCCUAGGGUUUUUCUUCCUCUCUCUCUUCUGUCCGUCCAUCAUCAGUACCCAGGAAUUUCUGUUCCGGCCCUUCGAUCUUCUGAUAUCAACUUCAGGGGAUUACGAUUGCCGGAUCUGGUUGCUUUUCCGAUCGAUUUCUGCCUAGCUUCAUCGGAAUUCGUUUGAUCUGUUCGGAUCGGAGGCGGAUCCUUGUCCGAGAUCAUGUUUCUUCUCGAUUGGAUCUAUGGCGUUCUCGCCUCGCUCGGUUUGUGGCAGAAGGAGGCCAAGAUCUUGUUUCUAGGGCUUGAUAAUGCCGGAAAGACUACUUUGCUUCAUAUGUUGAAAGACGAGAGACUAGUUCAACAUCAGCCGACACAGUACCCGACAUCUGAGGAAUUGUGCAUCGGAAAAAUCAAGUUCAAGGCUUUUGAUUUGGGAGGACAUCAGAUCGCACGCAGGGUCUGGAAAGAUUACUAUGCGAAGGUGGAUGCGGUGGUCUACCUUGUUGAUGCCUUUGACAAGGAGAGGUUUGCUGAGUCAAAGAAGGAGCUUGAUGCCCUCCUCUCAGACGACUCACUGGCGACCGUCCCAUUCCUCGUGUUGGGGAACAAGAUCGACAUCCCAUACGCAGCCUCAGAGGAGGAGCUUCGGUACCACCUGGGCCUGAGCAACUUCACCACUGGGAAGGGGAAGGUGAACCUCACGGAAUCAAAUGUCCGCCCCCUUGAGGUCUUCAUGUGCAGCAUUGUCCGCAAGAUGGGAUACGGUGAUGGUUUCAAGUGGCUCUCUCAGUACAUCAAGUAGAAGGUAGGCAGAGGCAGGUACACAUACCCCCCGUCAAUCCCACUGUUUUUUUCGGCGCAGCUGCAGUCUUUUUAAUCUAGGCUUUGAAAUUGAAACAUGUUGUUUUCUGUUCGUUGCUGUUGAAGAACCAACUGCAUGUGGGGUCCAGCGGUUCUUGAUCCCUGAUAUGUUAAGUGAACGUGUAAUCUUAAACGGUCAUAUGAGGUUGGGAACUGCUUGUGUUUGCUAGUUAUUUUACUAUUGUAGGACCAUCUUUUCUUUUUUUGGG